Messenger RNA from Culicoides brevitarsis, 1223 nucleotides. RefSeq names its product caspase-1-like. Bases 17 to 946 code for a protein of 309 amino acids. Gene Ontology annotation, biological process: proteolysis. Lineage: Eukaryota; Metazoa; Arthropoda; Insecta; Diptera; Ceratopogonidae. The transcript is spliced from 2 exons. Gene Ontology annotation, molecular function: cysteine-type endopeptidase activity. The record is from RefSeq and is a predicted model, not a curated record.
UUUAUUCACCUGAAAAAUGUCAUCAAGCAAAAAUUCUUCUCCAAGUUCUUCAUAUGAGAGUCUUGAGGUGCCUGAUGAAAUGGAUACCGGUCCAAAUAACGACGGAAGAAAAAGAAAAUUAUUUUCAAAGCAAGCUCCUCCAUUGCCGGCACCGAGAACUCAAAUAGAUUCUCGCCCAAAAUAUGAUCACCAUGAAAACCGAUAUUACGACAUGACGAACAAAAAACGAGGAAUCGCUUUAAUUUUAAAUCAUUACAAAUUUAAAUCCAUGAAAGAGAGGAGCGGAACGCAUUUGGAUGAAAAACGAUUGAAAACUACUCUGAAAAAUUUCGAUUUUGAAAUCAUCAGUGAAACGGAUCUCAAAUACGAAGAAGUCAAAAGCAAAAUUUUUAAAAUUUCUCAAAUGGAUCAUUCGAACAACGAUUGCUUCCUCACAGUUAUCAUGACACACGGCGAAAAUAACAUGCUUUGGGCCAAAGACAAAAAAUAUCCCGUUGAAGAGCUUUACGAGCCAUUUUUCGGCGACAAAUGUCCCUCGCUCAUCGGCAAACCGAAACUUUUCUUCAUCCAAGCAUGUCGCGGCGACAGAAUCACCGAAGCAGUGCGAAAAAUUGAAUUUGAUUCGCCAGAUGCUCCAGCAAAAGCCGUUCCCGUAACUUUUUCUAUUCCAACGAUGGCGGAUCUUCUCGUCAUGUAUUCGACCUUCGAAGGACAUUAUUCGUGGCGAAAUCCCGACAACGGAUCGUGGUUUAUUCAAGCGUUGUGUGCCGAGCUCGACUUGAAUGGCAAAAAUGACGAUUUAUUGACACUUUUAACGGCAGUGACGAGACGAGUAGCUUACGAUUUUGAGAGCAACGUGCCGGGAAACAACAAAAUGCACGCAAAAAAGCAAAUGCCGAGUAUUGUUUCGAUGUUGACGAAAAUUUUGUAUUUUACGAAAAAAUAGAGGAAAUCCCUUUAAAGCCACCCACGUUGUUAAAAACCCUUUAAAAAAAGUCAAAAAGAAGAAUUUUAAUCAAAAAAGGUCAAAAGUGUCAAAUUAAUUUUUUUUUUCAAAGUUUAAUUAUAUUUCAACGUUGAACGGUUGGUAACCCGAAGAAAAAACAACAACAUUAUUCUUUAAUUGUUUUAAAUUAAUUGAAUUCAAUUAAAAAAUAAUUUAGAUGACUAAAAUCGGAAGUAAGAUGUUUAAGCAAUGCAAUAUCGUUUUGUACGAAUUUUUU